AUGCUUAGCUCUGCGGUCUUACUCCUGGCUGCAUCGUUGGCUCUGCCAAUUGAUGCCCAUCGGGUAUCACGACUAACAGCGGACUCUACUCCCAAGCUAACCCUUCCAUGGGGAACAUGGGAAGGAAAGCCGUACGGCGAAGAUGGCGAGACUACUAUUUUCAAAAACGUCCGUUUCGGCCAACCUCCUGUCGGUAAUCUGCGUUUCGCAGCACCAGAGUACCCUGAAGCAAUCGAAGACCCCAAACAAGUUCAAGACAGUACCUACGGGCCGAGCUGUAUCCAGGCCAAGAUACCUAAAGAGAAUGUGACCGUAGAACCUACAGACGACAACAGCUCUCAAGCCGAGGACUGCCUGUUCCUCGAUGUCUAUGUUCCCUCGUGGGCUCUAGAGCCAGGUUCAGGCGUAGAUGAAGAUCCGCUUCCCGUUGUUGUAUGGAUCUAUGGAGGAGCAUACAUCUUCGGCUCGAAGGAUCUCGCUUUCAAUACCACGAAUGGUCUCUUCCAAGCUUACGACGGCCAAGGCAUCCGUGAUGCGGCUGAGCAGAGCGUCAUCUGGGUAACCGGAAACUACAGGAUGGGAGCGUUUGGCUUCUUGGCUGGCUCUACUAUGGAAAAAGGAGCACAGCCCAAUGCGGGUUUGCAUGACCAGCGCCUUCUUCUAGAUUGGGUGCAGCGAUACAUUGGGCAGGUAGGUGGAGAUAACAACACUGUGAGCGCAUGGGGCCUGUCUGCGGGCGCAGGAUCCAUCCUCCAUCACCUGACCGCGUAUGGCGGGAAUAAGAAAGAGGAAACACCGCUGUUUCACCGGGCUGUUAUGUGGAGCCCUGCGUUCCAAUGGGGCUAUGAUCGUGCUGGAGCCUUGGAAGAUACCUUCCACAAGUUCGCAGACAAGGUCGAGUGUUCUACAAAGGCGCUUGACUGUCUCCGGCAGGCCAGCACGGACGACUUGAUUGAAGCCAAUCAAGGUGUCGUUAAUGACACUUUGAAACUGGGCUUGUUUCCAUUUGGUCCGGCCGUGGAUGGAGAUCUUGUUCCAGAGCUUCCGGCUGCUCUGUUGAGCAAAGGAAACCACACCAACUGCAGCUCGAUCAUUGUGUCUCACGACCACGACGAAGUCAGCCUAUUCCUUGCGAAAUGGGUUCAGACGAAAGAAAAUUUCACCGAGUUCCUGACUUAUGCCUUUCCCGGCGUCAAGCUUGCCAAUAUUCGGGAUCGAAUCGAGAAGCAAUAUCCCGCCAGACUUUUCGACUCCAAGCAGAAGAUGCGCAUGAGGAAGGUGCUGCGCGACUCGACCUUUGUCUGCAACACACGCCAGAUCUAUAACGCUUUCCGCAACGACUCUACUGUCUAUACUGCGAAAUUCGAGAUGCCUCCUGCACAGCACGGCUUCGAUAUGUUCGCCCUGAUUUGGCACCGCGGCGUCGCUGUAAGCGAGUUGCUUAGGAACGCAUCAGAAAAGAUUCCUGACUUCAUUCUCGAUAUCUUUGAUAAUAUCUGGCCAGUGUUUGCGCCAAGAUUCCAAGAUUACUUUGCGGGACAUGCACUUACUGGCGAUCCAAAUCAGCUACAUUAUCGUCGCGGACUGGAGUGGAAGCCUACAGUUGAUGACGGCAACGAGCUAACAAAUUCAUUAAAAAUGGGGUUGAUGUAUCCAAAUUAUGCUCAUCCUUUUUUCACGUCGGGCAAGGAUGCGCAGAACUCAAUGGAGAAUUGUGCUUUCUGGGAUGAGAUUGCGAACGAUAUCUCGGCACUCGGGAAGGAGUCUGCACCGCUGGUCAGCUUCAAAGAACAGCUUGAGCUACGUUAA
Alternaria alternata is the source of this 1809-nucleotide messenger RNA. RefSeq names its product alpha/beta-hydrolase. The coding region runs from base 1 to 1809 and encodes 602 amino acids. The transcript is spliced from 3 exons. NCBI's taxonomy places the organism in Eukaryota, Fungi, Ascomycota, Dothideomycetes, Pleosporales, Pleosporaceae. The record is from RefSeq and is a predicted model, not a curated record.